CAUGGGUCGGCUCCUUGGCCAUGGGCAUGAUUUUCUUCUGCUCUCCCAUCGUCAGCAUUUUCACCGACCGGAUCGGCUGCACGACCCCCACGACCACCCGGGCCCCGCCAGCCACGGGAGCUGCCAUCGCCUUCAUCGGGCUGCUCUCCAGCUCCUUCACCAAGUCUCUGGAAGUUCGUUAUUUCACCUAUGGGAUCCUCUUUGGCUGUGGCAGCUCCUUCGCCUUCCAGCCCUCGCUGGUCAUCCUUGGUCACUACUUCAAGCGCCGCCUUGGCUUGGCCAACGGCAUCGUGGCCGGUGGCAGCUGCCUCAUCUCCGUGCCACUUCCCUUCUUCCUGAAGAUAGUUGGGGAAGCCAUUGGGCUGGCACAUACUUUCCAAGUACUCAGUGCCUUAAUGCUCAUCCAGAUAUUCUUGUCCAUGACCUAUCGGCCCAUCUUGCCACCUUCUUGUGACUCUCAGCGGGACGGGCAGGACAAGCUGGGCAGCCGGAGCAUGCGGCAGCAAUGCUGGUCCCAGACACGCAAGUAUUUCAACUUGAGGAUUUUCCGGAGGAAGACCUAUCGGAUUUGGGCCUUUGGGAUCGCUACUGCUGUCCUGGGAUAUCUUGUACCUUACAUGAACCUGGUAAAAUACGUGGAGAAACGAUUUCAAGAAACCAAAAAGGACUGGAUCCUCCCGGUUUGCCUCGGAGCUAUGUCGGGGCUGGGGCGCUUGAUUGCAGGGCGCAUUGGUGACUGCAUUCCUGGGCUGAAGAAGAUUUACCUGCAGGUUGCAUCCUUCGUGCUGUUGGGCAUCCUGUGCAUGAUGAUCCCCCAGUGCCAAGGGUUUGAGGGUGUCAUUGUCAUCUGCCUCUUCCUCGGCCUUUGCGAUGGCUUCUUCACCACCAUCAUGGCCCCCAUUGCCUUUGAGCUGGUGGGGCCCAUGCAGGCAUCCCAGGCCAUAGGGUACCUCAUGGGGCUGAUGGCUGUGCCCAUGACCGCGGGUACGCCGAUAGCAGGAUACCUCAAUGAUUACUUUGGGAAUUAUGACGCAGCCUUUUAUUUUGCCGGAGUCCCCCCCAUCAUCGGUGGCUUGGUGCUCUCUGUUGUCCCACUGGUCCACCAGAGGAUGCUGAAGAAGCAGCGCCUGGAUUCUGGCAAAGACAAGAUGCUGUCCUCGGAGGCGGUGGUAAAUGGGGAGCUGCUGCCAGGCUGUCCAGCCUCUGAAGCACACAUAUAA
Molecule: messenger RNA, 1220 nt
Organism: Nestor notabilis (Kea)
Lineage: Eukaryota; Metazoa; Chordata; Aves; Psittaciformes; Psittacidae
Gene: SLC16A2
Product: solute carrier family 16, member 2 (thyroid hormone transporter)
Exons: 5
Biological process (GO): transmembrane transport
Molecular function (GO): monocarboxylic acid transmembrane transporter activity; thyroid hormone transmembrane transporter activity
Source: RefSeq, a predicted model, not a curated record